AUGGACGAGGAGAUCGCCGAGAACGAGGCCGAGGACUCCCAGGACGGCGAAAGAGAGUGCGCCGGAGGAAAUUUCGAGGUCGGCGUCGAAGAGAACCCGCAUGGCGCGUCCCCUUCAGAAGGAGCGUGUCACGACACGGCACCGAAGGCGGACGAGGAGAUCGCUGAGGAGUUUGGCGAGGAAGGAGACGAGCCAGCUGACGACAAGGUGGGCUCUGCUUUUGCGCUGGUUGAUUUCCGGGACGACGCCAGCAUGCGGGCACUGGACGGUGCGACAAAAGAUCUUGCAGGGCGAGAAGCACAAGAUGGAAAGGCGGAGAAGACGAGACAGAGGCGGAAAAGGAAGAAAAAGAGAAACCACGACGAACAGCGCGGUGGUGUGGGGGACAAGGAGAACAAGACGAUCGUGGACGAGGCGUUCAUUGUGGACGCAGUGGUACACGUUCGCGAAAAUAUGUCUGAACCCAACCCGGACAGCGAGAGGGAAGAUCCCACUGAGGAAGAGACAAAGAAGGCCGAGGUGGAGAAGCCUGUCGCAGACUCUGAGGAGGAAGAGACAAAGGGGGAUGCUGUUCCGUGCGCCAAGAAGGCCAAGGCUGAACCGGCCAGGACGCGUCUCCAGUGUGAGACCAACUCAGCGGGUGCGCGUCGCGUGCGCAGCCUGGAGGCAGCCGCCAAGGAGGGCGAGGCCCUUCUCAGGAAACUCAGCCACAAGGAGAGCAGCGUCCCAGAAAGUGGUUGCAGGUGGACACGCUCGCAGACGCGCUGCACCACGGCUGCUCCCGCUGCACGGCAGCCUGCACGGAAGACCCCUGCCAAGCCAGCACGCGGUGCCAAGAAGGGUGCGGCCUCCAAGCGUACCGUCUACGAGGACGGGUCAGCAGGCAGCAUAGAGAAGGACGAGAAGGACAGGGUGAUUAACGUCGAGGAUACAGGCGAGGCACGGCAAGAAGAUUCUGAGGAUGCCAACGCCGAUUGCAAGGCGCAACCGGAGGUCAACAACACGCAAGAUGAGCCAACCACAGACAGUGGCAGCUAG
This is a messenger RNA of Rhipicephalus sanguineus (brown dog tick), 1038 nucleotides long. RefSeq lists its product as uncharacterized. The record is from RefSeq and is a predicted model, not a curated record. The transcript has 2 exons. Bases 1 to 1038 code for a protein of 345 amino acids. NCBI's taxonomy places the organism in Eukaryota, Metazoa, Arthropoda, Arachnida, Ixodida, Ixodidae.